This is a messenger RNA of Talpa occidentalis (Iberian mole), 513 nucleotides long. Its product is annotated as nicotinamide N-methyltransferase-like. The record is from RefSeq and is a predicted model, not a curated record. The transcript has 3 exons. Bases 148 to 513 code for a protein of 121 amino acids. Gene Ontology annotation, molecular function: nicotinamide N-methyltransferase activity. Gene Ontology annotation, cellular component: cytosol. Lineage: Eukaryota; Metazoa; Chordata; Mammalia; Eulipotyphla; Talpidae.
GUCCAGGACCUUCAGUAGAAUGUUGAACAAAUUGGAUAAACUGAUGGAAAGUUGAGAGCCUGAGACUCAGAAGGCAACUUCUGCAGGUGACUCCUGCUGCUGGGAACUGGAAGGAGAGCAGUGCACUGGAGCACUGGAGCAAGCACAAUGGACUCUGGCUUCACCUCCAAGGACACGUACCUGAGCCACUUUAACCCACGGGAUUAUCUAGAAAAAUAUUACAACUUUGGGUCCAAACAAUCAGCAGAAAAUAAGAUUCUUAGACAUGUUCUGCAAAGCCUUUUCAGGAUAUUCUGUGUAGAUGGCGUGAAGGGAGACCUCCUGAUUGACAUUGGCUCUGGACCCACCAUCUAUCAGCUCCUCUCUGCUUGUGAGUCCUUCAAGGAGAUCAUCGCCUCUGACUACACUGACCAGAACCUGAAAGAGCUGGAGAAAUGGCUGAAGAAGGAGCCAGGGGCCUUUGACUGGACCCCAGUAGUGAACUACGUGUGUGAGCUCGAAGGGAGCAGGUAG